Messenger RNA from Monodelphis domestica (gray short-tailed opossum), 2842 nucleotides. The record is from RefSeq and is a predicted model, not a curated record. NCBI's taxonomy places the organism in Eukaryota, Metazoa, Chordata, Mammalia, Didelphimorphia, Didelphidae.
GUCUAAGUGGAUGGUAAUGAGGACCUACACCAAGGUAGUAGCCAGGAAAUACUGGCCUGUAGAGAAAGUUAGACCCAACAGAACUUUGUGACUGAUGGAACAUGCAAAAUAAUGGAGAGAUCGGAAUAAAAGACAACCCAACGUUAUAAAUUUGUGAUACUGGGAGACAAUGAUGGUGGCACAGAAAGAAAUAGUCAACUUUUGGGGUUUUCUUUCAAAUCCUCAAUUCUGUGGCUCAUGUUAAAAGCUAACAUGUCUGCAGAGCAGAGGUGUCUAAUAUGUAGCCACAGUCUAUAUGUACCUACAACAGUCCUGAGUGCUGAACCAGAUUAAAAUGUAAUUGGGAAAUACUUAAGAAACUAAAUAAAAGCCAUUUAAAACACUGAUAAUGCUAUUCAUGUAGUUUUCUAAGUCAGUAUGUGCCUGCAGGGAUUCUCAUGCUCCAUUUACUGGUCCUCCUUUCCAUGUGAGUUUGACACCACUGAUGCAGAGGUCUCUAGGUGAUGCAGUAGAUAGAGGGCUGGACCUGGAGUUAGGAAAACCUGAGUUCAGAUCUGGCCUCAGAUACUUUCCAGCUGCGUGAGGUCAUGCCACUUAACCUUUGCCUCAGUUUCCUCAGUUGUAAGAUGGGGAUAUCACCUACUUUAAAGUAUUGAUAUGUGGAUUAAAUGGGAUAUAUUUAUAAAAUCCUUAGAACAGCGCCUGGCAUAUAAUAGAUACUUUAAAAAUGCUUGUUUCCCUCUUUCUGGUACAAAUAAAUUAGUCAAACAGGAGAUCCAGGAUACUAGAUCUAGCUCUGACACUAACUCACUAGGCAAAUCACUUGACUUUUCUAAGCCUCUGUUUCCUCAUUUGUCAAAUGAGACAAUCAUCUCUGCUUGGCCAGUUUCCCAACAAAUAAAGAAAAAUUGUGCUUAGCACAGUACCAGGCACAAAGUAAACCUUAACAAAUGCUUAUUGAACUGACUAAAAUAACUGAUGGAAAAGUGCUUCAGAAAAUUAAAAGUUCUGUGGAAAUGUCAUCUUAUGUUUUCUUUUAUUACACAGCCUUCCAAGAACAUGAUUAUCAAUCAAUUUUAAUAAACAUUUACUAAGUGCCUACUAUAUGCCAUUUAUUGUGUUAAGAACUGGUACAUAAAGAGACAAAAGAUAGUCUCCACCCUCAAAAAUCUUAUAGCUACUGACAUCCUAGAUAUGAUAACAAGUUAAGGGGAGAUGGGCAAUUUAAUUUAUUCUUACACAUUCCUCUAUAUUCCUUCUAAUUCCCUUUUAAUCUGGUUAACUCAUAACCGGAUCUCCAACUAUGAAAUGUGACUGGGAGAAAGCACAUCUGUCCUUUUAGAGAGAUGCUGCUUAAUGAAUCAGCCCCAAGAACAGGCAUUGGUUCUGCAGUCUUAUCAAGUCCCACCACUGAUGAAUCAGCAGUUACUUUUCAACAUUAGGAAUUUUGGAUAUGUUGGGUGGGUUGGGACAUUGGGUUGGACUUGCCUCAGAGGUGUAGUUCAGAAAAGUACAUGAUUAAAAGCAACGGAGAAAUUGAGAGGCACUGGAUGACUGGUUCAGCUGCUAGAUGAUCCCACUGGAAGGAAAUAUGGCAGCCAGAUGGUCCCAGAGAAGAAGGCAAUUUUCCUGUAGGUGGUCCUUGCUCUUGCUUUUGGGAUUGCUGAAGCUAUUUGGGAUUGCUGAAGCUCUCACCCUGGCAGAAACAUCUACAGGUAUUUCUUCUUUACCCAUGGGAGAGGCAAAAGUGACUUCAAGGAUAGGGGAAAAUGCCACCCUUUAUUUUAGGGCAGACUUCCAGUUAUCAAAUCUCAGUGUUACCUGGUAUCGCCUCAGCCAGCAUGGACCAAACACCAUGGUGUAUAGUUAUCAUUUUGAAGCUGAGCAGAUAGAGGACCAGACUACGGAAUUCCAGAAGCGUGUCUCCCACUCCAUCAAGCCAGGGGAGGUGAUGCUGACUUUGAAGGAUGUGAGACUGCAAGACAGUGGGACAUACAAAUGUAUCGUGGAGGAUAGCCAACAUUCAGUACAGGGAUAUGUGAUUCUCCAGGUGACAGCCCCAAAAGAAACUUUACACGAGGAUGAGGACUCAGUGGUGAUUUAUUCAGUGUUGGGGCUCUUCCUUGCAGGCCUGAUGGUGUGGAUGAUUUCCUUCAGCAUUUUAUAUAAAUGGGGAGACCAGGAGCACCCCCAGGAACUAGGAAAUAUGACAUGAAUAUUGGAAUUGACAUGGAAUAUGGAAUAACUGGUAACUGUUUGACUAGUGACUUAAUAGUCUAAUACCCCUAUCCUUUCACUAAACAGACAUCUGACCCAGAGCAAAAUGUGCUCUUAACAAAAAAUUUGAUAUCAGUCAUUUACAUUUUAGUGUGACUAUUUAGUUAUCUCUUUCACAGGGUUUUUUGUUUUGAUUUUAAUCUUUUUUCUUCCAAUUACAUGUAAAAACAAUUUUUAACAUUUGUUUUUAAAACUUUUAAAUUCCAAAUUCUCUUCUUCCCUUUCCCAGCCUUCAAAAGGCAAGCAAUUUGAUAUACAUGCAUGUCCACUUAUGUAAAACAUGUUUCUUUAUUAGCCUUGUUGCACAAGAAAAAAGCCCCCCAAGAAAAAUAAAGUAAAAGAAAAUAUGCUUUGAUCUGCAUUCAGACACCAUCUGUUCUUUUUUUUUUUUCUGGAAGUGGAUAGCAUUUCUCCUUAUAAGUCCUUUGGAAUUGUCUUGGAUCAUUCAUUGAAUUGCUGAGAAUAGAUAACUCAUUCAUAAUUGAUCAUGAUAUAUUGCUGUUAGUGUGUACAGUAUUCUCCUGGUUUUGCAUCAAUUCAUAUAAAUCUUUCCUGGCUUUUCUGA